This is a messenger RNA of Dimorphilus gyrociliatus, 754 nucleotides long. Lineage: Eukaryota; Metazoa; Annelida; Polychaeta; Dinophilidae. The record is from the annotation of a GenBank genome assembly.
AAUGACUCUCUCAGAAGAUUCGGAGAGUUUAGACGGUGAUACAGGUUCUGAUGGUGGAGCUGGAGAGAGUGACGAGCAAAUGCGUUUAAGAUUGAAAAGGAAACUUCAAAGGAAUAGAACGUCGUUCACUCAAGAGCAAAUCGACUCGCUAGAGAAAGAAUUCGAACGAACUCAUUACCCGGACGUGUUCGCGCGCGAAAAGCUAGCGGAAAAGAUUCAAUUGCCGGAAGCCCGUAUUCAAGUUUGGUUCUCAAAUAGGCGUGCCAAGUGGAGGAGGGAGGAAAAGCUAAGGAAUCAACGACGAGAAAAUCCUAGUAUACCGAUAAAUAGUAGCUUCACAAAUAGCGUCUAUUCGCCCAUACAUCAACCGGUUUCAAUGACCGACGCGUACAGUAUGCCCCCCGGUGCGGUCAACUAUUCCCUUGCCAGCAAUAUGACGCCUCAUAACCCGGCAUGUUUGCAAAGUUCUACAUCAUCAUCAUCUUACUCCUGCAUGCUGCCUGAUUGCACCAGUGCGGCAAGGAGCUAUGACCCUUUAGCGGGAUUUGGAGGCUACAGUAGAGCUACCAGUUGCGCUAGUAUGACUCAGCCAAUGGGCCAUCAAAACGGGUCAGCAUCAACAGGAUUAAUCAGCCCUGGAGUUUCCGUACCUGUACAAGUACCCGGCGGCUUACAAACGGCUCACGAUCCCAACGCAGCUCACAUGGCCUCGAUGAGUUCGAUGACUUCUCAAUACUGGCCGAGGCUCAAUUGA